AUGUUGGUUGAAGCUGGAGUGCCCGAGAACGCAGCCACAUUCAAUACAGUUAUCGCCGACCAGCGCCCGUACAACGGCGUCUCCAGGACUUUGGUCACACCAGUAUUCAGUAUGGCCUGCAACUUACGCUUCAGUCAGCCAACACCUUCGGUAAUCAUUGCGCGGACACGGACAACGCUGGACCAUGAUAUCGUGUCAGCUAUCUUGGAGGCUGCACUCCGUCUACUGCCCCCUGACAGCACACCCGAGGGAAUAAGAUUACGGCGAGAGAAGGCUAGCGAUCAAGCCAGAAAAGCCGAAGCAGCAGAGGCAAGCUUCAUCGACCGCCUGUCUGGCGCAAAUAUCGAUCUGCUCCGAGAGCGUCAACUGAAGGAGCGUGCUCGGGCAGCGUUGGAUGCUGGCCAGGAUGAUGUUGUUAGACUGACACCAGAUGCGCUGUUGUCCCGACCAAGUUUGAUAUGCGGAGAAACCUGCAACUGGAUCGAGUACAAGAACACCUUCGGAUUCCGCUCGAGUCCAUAUAUCGCUUCGAAAAACAAGGCGCAGUUUCGAAAGUAUGCGACCACGUUUGGACCUGGGAUGGUGGUUUACAAGCUCGGGUUUGAAACCAAUCAUGUCAAGAUCGAAGGUGUCCGUUGUUUUCGGGAGGCUGAAGUGUUGCAGUGGAUAGAGGGUCAAGAUGAGAGGCAGCUCCAUAAGUAG
Messenger RNA from Recurvomyces mirabilis, 702 nucleotides. RefSeq lists its product as uncharacterized. The transcript has a single exon. The coding region runs from base 1 to 702 and encodes 233 amino acids. The record is from RefSeq and is a predicted model, not a curated record. NCBI's taxonomy places the organism in Eukaryota, Fungi, Ascomycota, Dothideomycetes, Mycosphaerellales, Teratosphaeriaceae.